Molecule: messenger RNA, 2158 nt
Organism: Paramacrobiotus metropolitanus
Lineage: Eukaryota; Metazoa; Tardigrada; Eutardigrada; Parachela; Macrobiotidae
Exons: 3
Coding region: 220-1956 (578 amino acids)
Biological process (GO): ubiquitin-dependent protein catabolic process
Molecular function (GO): zinc ion binding; ubiquitin protein ligase activity
Source: RefSeq, a predicted model, not a curated record
CUCGGCCCUCGACCCCCGCUACUCCGGCGUUCCGGCGCAGCUCCUGGCCGAGAUGACCGCCACCGUGAUCUCCCUGGCUGGCCUCCUGCACAGCUACUGGUACAACCGCUUGACCUUAUCCCUAGUGGCCGGCCUCCUCUGGAUGCUCCUCAAAUUCCUCCCCGCACGCAGCUGCUCCUCUUCGCCAUCCUCCUGGAGAACACCGCCCUCUUCCUGGGGAUGUUCCUGCUGGUGCUGCUGACGCCGGCGGUGGUGUGGAGCGCCGGGGUCUUCCUGUUUAUCAUCACGGAGGUCCUGCACGCGCAGUACAUCAGCAACCUCCGGCAUCUGCGCUUCUUCGAGCUAAUGGGCGCGCCAGGAUUGGCGGGGACCGGCGGGCGGACGUCCUUUAUCGCGCGGAGCGGCUGGUUGACGGUAUGGCCGACCCUGCCCUUUAUCGCCGUGGUCUACCGCUCCCUGGAGGCGGCGGGACAAAUUUCCACCGACACCGUGGACCGGCUCUCCCGAAUCUACGUCUUGGGCGCCGUCUUCCUUUCCCUCCCGGCGUUGUACCACCUCCUGGACGCGGUCCGCUGGAGAUUCGCCGCCGCCAGCCUGAACUUGGCGGCCCGCCAGCGCCCCGGGAUCCGGGUGACGGUGGUGGGGUCGUACUACUUCUGCAUCGACAACCUCAACUGGCCGUCGCUCGGCGAGGAAAAGGUCAACCGCGCCUACGCCCUCGUCUGGAUCUCCAAGCUCCUCUGGGCCACCGGGAGCGUCGGCCUCCGCGACGGACCGCGGGCGGCGUUGUCGGCCCUCCCGGCGUCGGUGGUGGCGGUCUCCCUCUCGUCGUAUGUCAGCGUCUUCGGGCUGUGCUGGAUCUUCGCGUACGCCUACAGCGCCGUGUUCACGCGCUGGCUGCACUCCCUGGAUGUUGUCCUGACGCCGGGUCAAGCGCAGAUGCAGGAGAUGCAGAAGUAUGACCUUUCCGGACACCUCCUGGUGUUUAUCUUCCAGAGCCGGAUCCUGGCGGCGCUGCCGGUGAAGGGCGACUGGACGCCGUUGCUGCGGCUCAUCGGGUUUUUGGUGUUGUUCCGACUGCCGAAAUUGGUAGAGUACACGAGGAAUUUUACCAAUGUCCAGUCCUUGGACGCCACCGGCACCUGGCGGUACUACCUGCAAGCGGUCUUCCAGGGCACCAUCGCCCCGCUGGGCCUGGGCGUGGCCCUCUUCACCCGCAGCUGGCGCGCGCCCCUCCACCUCCGCCGCCUCGCCUCCCUCGUCUGGGAACAGACCCUCCCCAUCCAGUUCGCCGUCGAAUUCGAACUCUGGCUCCACACGGAGGUGGUCCUCCUCCUCGGCGACCUCCUCCUGGAAGCCGCCACCGCCCUCCUCAGCCUCCCGGGCUACGCCGCCCACCUCUACUCCACCGCCUCCCCGCACUUCUGGCACCGCUACCUCGCCACCCUCGACACCGGCCUCAAAAUCUGGACCCAGACCGUCCGCGAGCUCCUGACCAUCUUCGUCCACUUCCUCAUCAUGUCCUACAUGUUCGAGCGCCUGUGGCACACCUCCAAGAACGGCGGUCCCCUGGACUCGGGGGUGGUGGAGGCCGUGACCUUUCUGGUGUACUUCAGCCGGUACGCCGACGCCACGGUGCGCUUCUCGCACGUGACGCAGGCUGGGUUGGAUAGCGAUGUCGUCUGUUCGUACCGGUGUGUUAUACGGGAGUUGGCGGCCCCCGCGGAAGGGCGGUUCCGGGAGUGGGAGGAUGUGUGCGCCAUCUGUCAGGGGAAGGAGGAGGAUCGGCUGCAGUUGUGUGAGUUGCCGUGUGCGCAUUUCUUUCAUCGGGGGUGCAUGGAGGAGUGGCUGAAGGUGCGGAUGGUGUGCCCCAUGUGUAUGCGCCGGGUGUGGCUGGCCCAGGGGCGCGUGCAGAUGGACAAUGUGGAGAUGGCGCUUAAUGCCGAAUUGCCGUAGUGUUAAUCAGCGUCACCUUGAUGGCAGCCUAUAUAGGCGUUAUUUUUUACGUUCUUAUUGGAGGCAUAAUUUUUCUUAUUAUUUCUUUGUGUGAUUGCGGUGUUAACGAUGAAAGGUCACAGCAGCCGGUUGUGGAGCUUGGAUUUUACGUACUGCCUGCAUAGAGCAGUCGCAAUCCGGCAUAAACAAAACAUAAUUCUGG